Monopterus albus (swamp eel) is the source of this 2521-nucleotide messenger RNA. RefSeq names its product charged multivesicular body protein 7 (gene chmp7). Gene Ontology annotation, cellular component: ESCRT III complex; multivesicular body; cytoplasmic side of plasma membrane. NCBI's taxonomy places the organism in Eukaryota, Metazoa, Chordata, Actinopteri, Synbranchiformes, Synbranchidae. Gene Ontology annotation, biological process: vesicle budding from membrane; late endosome to vacuole transport via multivesicular body sorting pathway. The coding region runs from base 347 to 1687 and encodes 446 amino acids. The transcript has 11 exons. The record is from RefSeq and is a predicted model, not a curated record.
AGAUAUCACCGCUUUCCCACACGGUUCUGAAUACAAAAACAGGCGCAAAUAUAUGUUGUUGAUACAUGAGAUGUUAGCUCAGAUUUUCGAUGCAUCAUGGCGAACAGAGGAUUAGCUUUGACAGCCGGCAGUGAGAUGUGAGCGGCUGUUCAGACGGUUUCUGAGGUUGCAUUUUAUUUAACGUUAAGGGGUGACAUAAAGGUGGGGGCUAGUAGUGGAUGUUGCUAGCUAGCGAACCUAACGAUAACUUGGUUGGAAGCUAGCUAGCGAGUUAGCUGCCUUUACUGUCUCCCUGGCACAACGAGUAAGCUUUGCUUUAGCUAAAGUUUAGCCUUGGGUGUUACAGAUGUCUGACUCCACCGAAAUGGCCCUGCCACCUGAGUGGGACGACGACGAUCGGAUGAAUUUUCUGUUCUCUGACUUCAAGGAGAACCGGGAUGUCAACACGACGGACUGGGACAGUAAGAUGGACUUCUGGACGGCUCUGAUCAUAAAGAGUUGCCGGGACCGCGGCACCGUAUGUGUCAACCUCCAGGACCUGAACCAGACCUUCAGGAGGAAGGAAAAGUCACCGCUGGGCUUGGCGACUGUUCUCCAGUCCAUGGCCAGAUGUGGGAAGAUACAGAGGGAGUCGGAGUUUGCUGCCAAUGUGGACUGCGGCUGGCUGUCCUGGGGUGUUGGCCUGCUGCUGGUGAGGCCUCUGAAAUGGACAUUGUCUACUCUUCUGGGAAGCAACCGGGUCCCUUUGGAGGAGUCUUUUGUUGUCAUUGAACUAGUAAAGGAGAAAGCAGCCGAACUACUCAGGGUCUAUCGAAGCAGUGAAUUUGCAAACCGCUCCGUCGUGUCACUUCAAGAACUCUGCUCCCUCUCCUCUGAUGUCUGUGCUGAUGAGAGCACCCUGUGCAUGGCUCUGCUGCAGCUGCAGAGGGACAAGCAAGUGACGGUUUCGUUGCAUGAAGGCGAGAAGAUUGUUAAGUUUUGUCAGCUUGGGCAGGACCGUGUCUCUUCAGUCAGUGAUGUGGAUAUAGGCAUCUACCAUCUGCAGCGCAGUGAGAAGCUGCUGGGAGAACGGGUGGAGAAACUGGGCCAGGAGGCUGACAAGUGCAAAGAAGAAGCAAGAGUUCUGCUGCGGGAAGGGAAAAAAUCGCAGGCGCUGAGGUGUUUGAGAGGCCGCAAGAGGGUAGAAAGGAGAGCAGACAACCUGUUUGCCAAACUGGAGUCCAUCAGAGGAAUUCUGGACAGAAUAGCCCAGUCACAGACUGAUAAGAUGGUUAUGCAAGCAUAUCAGGCCGGAGUAUCUGCCCUGCGACUCUCUCUUAAGGAUGUGACUGUGGAACGUGCUGAGAGCCUGGUAGAUCAAAUCCAAGAGUUAUGCGACACACAAGAUGAAGUGAACCAAAUUAUAUCCAGUGGCGUGACGAGUCCAGAUGAAGACAUGGAUGCCCUGGAGGAAGAAUUGAAAUCGUUGUUGGACGUGUCAGAGCCGGAUUCCAUCUCAGGCUUACCUGAAGUUCCAACAACCGGCCUGCGACCCUCCGUGGAGCCAAGCCUCAGUGACAGCGACCUGCUCAGCUCUCUGCCUGCUGUACCUCACAGCCACGUGCACAUCACCGCUAAGCGGCUGGAAGAAGAGCUGAAUAAGUUAACGCUUACAGAUUCAGGCUUUCAGCACAAGGAGAUGACAUAGCCAGUCAGGCGAAUAGAGCCUGCACAGUGAUGGCAUGGGCCCAGCAUUUCAGAUCAUUCAACAGACGUGUUAAACAGCCAUCAUCAUUUUUUGGAGGAAUGGUGCCCAGUAGACUCAAAGCAGCACCUUACUGAUGUUGUCUUUUCCUUCAAUUUGUCCCCUGACUGUAUGUAUAGAAACCAAGUAACCAAACCAGAAAAGCACUGCUUUAUUGAUGUGACAUAUACUUUUAAGAACAAGUGAUGUUAAUGUGAAAAGCAGGUUAUUAUUAAGUGAUCAGAAUUACCAUCAUGUUGGUGGUGCACUAACUACUGUCGAUAUCUGGGGUGCUUUUGUGUUCUCUAUUAAACAAAUAAAAAAAAAUUCAUUACAAAUGUACAGGCUUUAUAAAGUACAGUUAAUAAUAUCAAAGUCCUACAGCAGUGUUUUCAAAAAAUGCCCUUGUGUCACAGAUAACAUCAGUGGAUAUUGUUUAAGCAGACGCUCAAGGCCUUCACUGUGAAACACGCAGUCAUUCUCUCGUACAAACAAAUAUAUGCCCUAUUCAACAUCAGUUCAUACUGCAUUCAAACAUGUACUCCUCAGCUGUUUUGGCAGUCAACAUGAGAAAGGUGAAAUUACGGUUCUUUCAUCUCGAGAACCAGCUAAAUUUCAGUUGCACAUGAUGCAGCUCGUACCUACAAUAACAUUACCAUACUGAUAUCAUAAGAAGAGGAAAGACAUCCGGGAAGUAUUAAUUAUUUUAAUCAUUUUAAUUCUAUCCUGUGAAGCUGCAGAUAUGUUAUAUCAGACUGCUGUUGAUAAGACGGAGCAGACAGAAAGGUAACUAUUAGU